GCAGAACUUCGGUCCAUCAGCCUAUGCAUUCAUGUAUCAUCUACCAUCUCACUCUUGCUAAAAUCAGUGAGAGGCAAAUCAUGCUGAAACGUAGACUACAUGUACAUGACUUCGAUGUGCUGGGCACUCAAGGCAAAGGGAGGACAGGGAAAAGUCGAAUAUUCACGUGAUGGAGACGGUGGCGUGGUUCCUUCCGUGCGAAAGCAAAAGCGGCACAGUAGUGAUGACUGUCAAUGCGAAAUUUGAAGGUGGGACCGGCCUAGUCUUGCGGUAAUAGUUCAACUACGAGCACAAGAUGCCCGCACCAAAACGACGUGGCCGAAGCUUCCCCCUGAAGACAAGUGCCUGUUUCAAAGAAUGCGAAAGGCCCAACGCCUGUGAGAGUAUAUGGCAGACAUCUGCUGCACAUCAGAACUUGCAGGUGCCUGCCUGCAUUGGUCACACUCCCCCGACUCUAGGAAUUAUGAACUCUCGGAAAGUUUGAAUUUUUUGGGUUAACCUGAAAUUGCGAAAAGGGGGAGCACGACUGUGAAUAGGGGGAAGAUCUCUCACAAUCAACCUCAUGACAUUCCCGUCUGAGGAUCUGAUAAACGGAUGGCUCGUAUGCUGCGUGUUUCACAAGCCGAAGCCGAUUUUCUGAAAGUUGAACUUGUGAUUCCCUCUUCGACGAGAGGUCGCAGUCUUGGAUUUCGUCGAUUUUACUGUUUGAGGGGAAAGAUGAGGGAGUCGGAAUUCAAUAGUAUUACUUCUUCUUCUGUCUAAGGCGAAUCUUUUUGGCUUCGAGGGAAGCUGAAAUUUCGAAUUAUCGUGUUUGUUUUGAAAAUGGCGUCAUCCGGGAAAGCGACUGAGAUGUCUUCUCUGUCGACGCCACGGCGCAUGUUCAGCCUGCGCAUAGUCAAUUUGGAUUUCUAUAUGGCUCCCCCUUUACCCGGCAUAGACGUUUGCUACUCUGAGUUCCAAGGCCACGGUAUACGGGAGGUUCCUGUGGUCCGAAUUUUCGGUAGCACAACUUCUGGGCAGAGUACUUGUUUGCAUCUGCACAAGGCAUUUCCUUAUUUUUACGUGCCUUACGACAGUGAACUUCCGCAAGAAGUGAAUGAAGCUUUGUCAUUUGUUCGCCGUUUGGCAUCAUCCAUUGAAAAGGCGAUGAAGAUAUCGAGUUCUGUGGGUGCAAAACGACAGCAUCUUCACAGCUGCAGCCUGGUGCGAGGAAAGAAGUUUUAUGGAUAUCAUCCCAAUGAGCAACUAUUUAUCAAGAUUGUGCUAUAUUAUCCGCAAGAGGUAUCUCGAGUAAGCACAUUGCUUUUGAGUGGUGGACUCAUGAACCACAAGUUUCAGCCCCACGAAGCUCAUUUUCCAUAUUUGCUGCAAAUUUUGAUCGAUCACAAUCUGUGCGGGAUGGGUCAUCUACAUUUAUCCAGUUUGAAGUUUCGCAAUCCGCUCCCAGAAAUCCCCUCAGAUCUGAUUUCUUCGAUAAAGCGUGUCAAAAUGGACUUCACUUACCGGGAGGCGAUUCCUCCAGUUGAGACAUCUGCUGUGGAUCCUGCAGAGGAUUAUUCUUCUCUAAAAGAAGGUUUGGAAAAGGAGAAGGCUCUGUCAAUAUUUCCACAGCCAAUGAAAGAAGAUACACUGAGCACACUUCCUGCCUUCAGGUCAUCUUCUCUCGCUGUCAAUCCAGCGACAAUAAAAGUGGACUCUUUGGGCACACUUCCUGGUUCCAAUCCUUCUUCUCCAGUUAUUUAUUUGAGGUCGGUGAAAGAGGAGACGUCCAGCGCGCCUCCUGGCUCCAAGUCAUCUUCUCCUGCUGUUUGGCAAGUUAAAGACGAGGCAUUCAGCGUCCUGCCUCAUGUGAAGUUAUCUUCCCCCAUUAUCAAUCAUAUGAUGACGAAGGACGAUAUACUGAGCCCACUGCAUGGUUCCAAGUCAUCGCCUCCAACCGCUCACCUAACAACUCUCGCUGUAGGAAGCCAGUUAGAAAUAUGGGUACAGAAUAGUAUCCCUCGAGACUGGAUUUGGCCUUUAAUUGCAUCAGACAACAUGCACACUGAAAUUCAAGGGCAAGGACUAUAUUCUAAGCAGAGCACGUGUGAGCUCGAAGCUGAUGCAUGUGUUGAAGACAUACUCAAUAGAAGUGAACUUCUUUUCCUGCCUCUACAACAAGCAGGGCCGGAGAUAAAGAUGGUCCAAUCACUGACGCCUAUGUGGGAGGAAGAACGAGCUAGGAGUGGAGAAAGCGGGCCAGCAGGAUCAGUAGAUCCUCUAUACCAACCCACAGCUCGCACUUCUCCCAUCCCAUCUCCCUUUGAGCAGGCGAUGCGGGAGACCCUGUACCAAAUCGCCCAGGCAGAAGAAGCGGAGAUUGGUGCAAAAAAUGAUUCACGAAGUGGUUCUCCACAAUCUGACUUAGGAUCUGGAACCCAAUCAUUUGUAGAAAUUUCUACACUGCUGGGCUCGCAGCAGGAACUGAAGGUUUCACUUGGAUCAGCUGAUAGUGAUGCUCUUCAUUCCGACGAAGAUGAACCUGACGAAAGGCAGCGGUCUUCAGUACCAUUGGAACCUGAAUCUAAAGCGCGUCCAUCAGAGUCAACACAAACUGGGCUUGAGUUGACAAGUAUUUUUUCGCCACAUGGUGAAGGUCCAUCCACUGCCCGCGCUCAUGUGGGCAAAAGUUUUGGGAGUUCAAGGAGAAACCAGUUGAAAAGUUCCAGUAUGGAUGCGGCGAAGGAUGGAGGAAGUUAUGCCAUUAACGAGGAAAUUAUAAAGAAACAACUCUCUCAAAGAUGCACGUCGCAGGACCUCGACAAGGAAGUUGCAGAGUUUUUACGGUGGAUGGGCAGUAGUCAACUGGACUUCAAUGAUCAGGAGGAUGGACAUCCCGAUGAUAAAGAUGGUCAAAUUGCUCAGAUGGGCCUUAGUCAGAUGUUCAGCUCACCAGGUAUGGAUGAAGCAUUACUGAAGGCUCUGGCUGAAUACGAAAAUGCGACAGAAGAAGAAUGUCAGGCCAUCUUAGACUGCGCCAAUAUGAUGGACGAAGAAGAUCAAGAUUUAGCCGACUACCAGGAAAAUUUGUUUACACAUGUUCGCGCUCAAGAGGAAGGAGACAAAAGUGAGAAAGCUUUUACGGCUCCUCUUAAUAGAAAUCGACCUUCCGAUUCAAUAAGGGAGAGUGGGCGGGAAGGUGCUCCACCUUUCAUACCACAGACGGAUGGGGCUGGUGAUGAAGAUGACAUAGCAGAUGAGGGAGAUCAACAUUUGCAAUCUGUCUUCUCGAAAAGGCCAAGGUUUGAUAAACAGGAUGCAUCUGUAUCUAGGCAGAAGCAUACUAGAUUGACGAGGGGGAACCAGAGUCUGAGUAAAGAACAAAAUACAGAAGUUUCUUUGCGAGACAUGAUGCGGAAACGGCGAGAGCGAAAACCUGGUAGGAAAGAGUUGUGGUCUCCAUCUUCAUCGAUUCUAGAGGAUGUUUCGUCUGAGGUGGGGCCGCUAGAUUCGAGUGAUAGCACUAGAAAACGACCGAGUAUUGUUCAAAAGCGCCCAAGGGACACUGUUUUGCAGGAUCAAUCGAUGCUGGUUUCUCUCAUGGAAGACUCGCCACAGAGUAAUAGCAUUUUAGAAUCCACUUCCAGAGGAACAUCAGUAAAUAAAUAUUCAACUGCCAAAAGAAUUGGCAAAGUAAUCAGCAAGUCAGAUUAUGCGAACCAGUUGCUCACAUCUAGAUAUGGUACUCUACCGAUUGUUACACUGAAAUAUGACAGUGCUGAUGUUAACUGUCCCUCUAAAGAAUUACUGGAGAAAGAUUCAGAAGCUUGUAGAAACAGUUCCAGAGAGCAUCAGGGAACUUCUGAACAUAAAAGUAGUCUUCAGCUUCUACCUGAAGGCUCAUCACAGACUUCUCUCAGACAUUAUUUUGUGGCUACGGAGGUUGCUGGCGAUGAGAAUACCGGAAUGCAGAGCAGAGGAGACGAUCGUGAUUGUGGAGGAGGUUCGAGGUAUUUCUGCUUGGAUCAGGCGUCUCAUAAGGAGGACUCUUCUGAUAGCCUAUUGAAUGCCCAUGGCUGUGACACACUUCAAGUCAGAGAAUCGCAUGAGGCUGAUGUACAGUUAAGAAAGGUAGAAUCUUUUCCUGAGGUUGAGUCACCAGAAGAAGAUGACUACUUUGUGGCACAGACUCAGUUUUUAAACAUAGCUGUACCUCAAUCUCCCCAGAUUAGUGAACUACAUACUGGUCAUCAUGUUGAUGAUGUCAAUGUCUCAUCUCAGGAUGCAGAAGCUUUGAUGCUGUCUCAAACCCCAAUGCUAGCUUUCCCGGUACUCACUUCUCAAAAUCGCAGGAAGUACCUUGAGAAUAGAGAUGGUAUGAGAGUGCGAGAUGAAGCCUACGUGGAUCCUGAUUUGGUCAAGAAAGCUCAAGUCGUGAAGCCCGAUGUCUCUUGUAUGGUUGAAGUACGUCCAGUGGAGUUUGAGAGUAGAGAUAAUUUAGAACUCGAAGUUCGAGAAAGUGAUGGUCUUCAUGUAGAACAGACACAGAUUCUGAGCCCGUUCAUUCCUUUCUUGGAUAGCCGAGAACCAAGAAUUCCAGACGACCACAUUGUGGACAAUGACGGAUUCGGCAUAGGAGACGAGGAUGAAGAACUUGCAGGUCAGACCCAGAUUUUAGAGCUUGAAAACACUCAUGGUGCUUCUCGAAGAACGCUAACUGAGAUUGUAGAGUGUGAUGUAGCUGAUAUGGAGGAUGAAGCUGUGAACCAGACUCAGGUCGUGAACCCUGAGAUACCUCUAAAUAACAGUGCACACAGGUGCGAGCCCGGAGUUUUUCUGGAGGAAGGGAGAGACUGUGACAUUGUCGACGAGGAUGCAGAAUUUGGGACUCCAACUCACGUGCUGGAGGGUUGCUCUCCCCAAGAUCCUGAUUCAGGUCCUAAGGAAUCCUACAAGUAUGCGGAGGAAAUGGACGACGAAUAUGGACCUGACGAUGAAUUUCACAGACAAUCUCAAAAGUUAAAACUGGACAUUUCUUCGGCAGCUGAGAUUCAUUUACUUGACACAGGUGAUGAUUUAGAACAAAUGAAAGGAGGCGAUCGUCUUCAGGAAGGGAGUGAGACUCGUUCCAAGACGCAACUUCUAAUACCAAAAAAGGUUCUUCCUUCAGUACCUUUUUGUCGAACCACUUUAGAAGUAUCGACAAGUGGAAGUCCGGGUGACUUUCUUAAGCCAGAGAUACCGAAGGUUAUGGGAGUGGAGAUGAUAUCCAGUCUGCAAAGUGGUUUGCCUGCGAAGAUUCUCAGGAAUCCUCAAGAAACAGACAUACCAUCAUUUUUUCCUGGCGGAAAAUCAGAUUGCUUAGUAAGAGACGCUGAAAUUCCAGCAGGUGGUGUAAAAUCCUUGGAAGGGCGAAAUUGUGACCAAACAAUUCCUACUCAAUACCUCUUUUGUGAUAUUUCAGACGACAGCGAGGCAAGCUAUGACUCCGAACAGGAGAGAUGGUCUAACGAUGGAGGAGCAAGUACAACAGCCUUUUUUGACCAGAAAGAGAUUGCAGAACUGGGCAGCCCUUCUUGUGCAGAUGAUCACGUAAAGGAAAGGUGGUUGACAACGGGCAGAGAGAUUGGAUCUAGCGGUGCAGCUGCUCUUGAAGAUAACCAGGAUCUGAUUACAGGAAAAGCGGCCAGGACAGCUAGUGAAGAAACACCUAGAAGAAUGAUUGAUCCUAACAGGUUGGACCAGGCUACUGGCCAUGCUUACGUAACAGUUUCACCCUCCCGUUCUGAAGCUGAUGAGAAAGGUCAAGGUGUUGAAGGAAUUAGGGGACGAUUUACUGUAGAAGGAGAUGCAGAAGAAUAUGUUGGUCCAAACACUGUAGGGAUGCAUUCCACUCAAUACCUUUUCACUGAUAUGUCAGAUGAUAGUGACGCAAGCUACGACUCAGGACGAGAUGGACGAGAAAGAGACUCUUCUUGGAAUGCAGCGGAAGAGUUCUUUGCAGAUGAGGAGAAAGAUGUAGGAACAAGUCUCCUCGUCGCAGAGGAGGGACUAUUCUCUGGCUCGCAUACCGAAAGAGAAUCAGGUCUAACGGCGUUUGACCAUGAAGAGGAUCGUCGCAUGGCUGAGGCGAGUCACCAUGGCACUGCAGUGCAUGUGCCUUUUUCUGUAAAUGUAAUAGUUGGGAAAGAAAGGCAAAACUCUGAUCUCGUUCUUCUAGAGAACUUUCACAGUAAGCCUGGUACUGAAGUCUCGCAUCCCAUCUGUUCAUCCACAAAAUAUUCAAACUCUUUGGAAAUUGGAGUUCUGAAGACUUCUUUGUUGACUAGUGGGGGUUUGGAACCCCAAACUACAAGUCCUCUGCGGGCCUCUGGGUUAUCAUCUGUUUCUCCACAUUUUUUUUCGGGAACUUCUUCUGGCUCUACAACUUGCGGUGUCUGCUAUGGUCCCGAGGAGGAUGUCAAAUCGUUGGCUGUAUCAGGCCUGAAGUUGGUAGAAGAAGAGGACAGACCAGUCAUGAUGAACGAAAAGGAUCGGCACCUUUCUACCGAAAGUUGUCUCCAUGCGUCUAUGAAUCGUGGUAUUAUGGGUGCCAUCAUGGACACAAAACAUGUCCAACUCGAUGUACAGAGUCACCCUGAGGCGCCUGAGUACACGGAUUGGAAAUCAGCAUUAGCUCUAGUGCCCUUUCCAAAGAAUCUUGACGAGCAGCAACUUAUUCCUUUAAUCUUUCAUCAGCGACCUCCAACCAAAGAGCAGGUUUUAGAAACCUCCAAAGAGUUUUUCUGCCAUCACAAAGAAGAUGAUGUCUUUUAUGGAAAUAUAAAAGAUGUUUCUGAUCAUCCCGUGGUCCGAGCAGGUUUGGUAUUUGAUGUGAGGUCAAGAGAGGCUGUUCACUUGAGGCGUUUUCAGUUUGGGAGAUCAAGUAGGAGAAGCAACUUUGACGAGGGUUCAAAGAAUCGUGUGUACAUACAGCAAGAAGGUUGGGGACGUGAAGAUUUCUCGGGUCCUAUCGCUGGAAUACCCAAGUAUAUUGAGAAUGAUGGGACGUUGUUUUAUCUUAUCACCCUGGCCAAGGCCCCACCCUCACCUAGAUCUGUCAAGCAGUGGCUGUCCCUGCAAUCUGUACAACGACUGGACAUUUCGAAGGGCAUUGUUGCAGGAGGGCAGCAGCUAUUCACCAUGGACUCGAAUACAGGCAAACUUGUACCUUUAGUAGAAAUAGGUAGUGCAGCUAACAGUCAGGAAUCGGUUCCGAAGACGGAAUGCUCAGAAGAGGAUGGAGAAUUUGUACGACCAGCCUCUCCAAAAUAUGAUGAACGACAUGUCUUCUAUUUGACGCAUUCUUCAUCGAUGUUACCAUCUUCGCACGGUUUCUCUCAAAGGAGGCCAAAUGCCCUGAAGUAUGGCGAUCAUUCUGGCACUUCUUCUCUGCAUAAUCCGUCCGAGGAAGGAAAAGAUAAAUUUGAUAGACUGCCACCUUUGGCACCCUGUACUGCUCAAACAUCAGAACAGAAGUCAUUAGCUAUGGCCGAAAGAACCACAAGGGAGGACUUGUCGUUGAAGAAAUCAAGCGUCGCAAAGCCAGUUGACUCAGGAGUCAGGGCAUUGCUUAACAGAAAGCUAAACAUAGACGUCACUACAAGAGCAAGAGGGAAGCACUGGCGUGAUAUUUCACAGAUGACUGCUUUUUCUCCAGCUGCGGAAACACCUUUAAGUCAGUCUGGAUUUCGUGACCCUGCGAGUUCAGGUCUUGGUCAGCAGAUUACUUUGAUGAGCGUCGAAGCAUUUGCCGAGACCCGCGGAGAGUUGCUUCCUGACCCGCGUUAUGACGCAAUUGGCUGUAUUGUCCUGGUUCUCCACGAAGAUUGUGGUAGAACAGGCAGUACGACCACAACCGUGGCCCUUGUUCGUGACGAGGAAGCUUAUUCCACCAGACGGUAUCCAGAUGGCAUUCAGGGCUGCGAAAUGAUAUAUUUACCCAAUGAGAAAACCCUUUUCAAAUGCUUUGCCCAUUUGGUACGACUAUGUGAUCCUGAUAUGCUCAUUGGUUGGGAGGUUCAAGGAUUUUCAUUGGGAUUAUUGGCGGAGAGAGCGGCUAAUUUGGGAAUAAGUCUGUUGAAACAGCUCUCCCGUAUACCACCAAAGUCCACUGCUGCUUCAGAGCUUCUUGAUAAAGAAGUGGGUACUGAAGAUCAAGCUGAAGCAGCGUUCUUCGAUAGAGUGCCCGUAGAGACAGUAGGUGCUGAUGAGCCAAUCAUCGACGACGAAUGGGGUCGAACUCAUGGAAGCGGACUGUACAUCGGUGGUCGAACAGUUCUCAAUGCCUGGCGGAUUAUGAGAGGAGAGGUUAAACUUAAUAUAUACUCUAUUGAAGCGGUUGCUGAAGCUGUGUUGAGAAGGAGAGUGCCGCGACUACCUUGGCAAACUCUUACACGAUGUUUCACGCGUGGACCUUCUGGAGGACGUCACCAUUGCAUCCAAUAUUUUAUCGACCGGGCAAGAUUAACUCUGGAGAUUAUGGAACAGCUUGAUUUGAUGAAUCGCACAGCAGAGCUCGCGCGAGUCUUUGGAAUUGACUUCUAUUCAGUGUUCUCUCGAGGUUCUCAAUUUCGAGUGGAAUCUAUGAUGGCAAGACUUGCACAUACUCAGAAUUAUCUGCUUGUAUCUCCUACAAGGCAGCAGGUUGCUGAUCAACCUGGUAUGCAGUGCCUUCCUUUGGUUAUGGAGCCGGAGUCAAGGUUUUACAAUAGCCCUGUAAUUGUCCUAGACUUCCAAUCUCUGUACCCAUCGAUGAUAAUUGCAUACAACCUGUGCUUCUCCACAUGUUUGGGAAAACUUUCUGCAGACAACCCGAAGGUUCUUGGUGUGACCAAGCUAAAGCUGGAUCCAGGAAGCUUAUCAAGCUUGAAGGAGGCCAUGACAAUUACUCCUAAUGGUGUCAUGUUCGCGCCUAAAGAGGUUCUUCCUGGUGUGCUUCCAAGGCUACUGCAAGAGAUACUAUCAACCAGAAUAAUGGUGAAAAAAGCCAUGAAAAAAUUGGCUCCGGAUGAGCGAGUUUUAGAAAGAGUUAUGAACGCCAGACAGUUUGCACUGAAGUUGAUUGCCAACGUGACUUAUGGCUACACAGCUGCGGGCUUCAGUGGACGUAUGCCAUGUGCAGAGAUAGCAGAUAGCAUCGUGCAAUGUGGUCGGCUCACGCUUGAACGAGCUAUCAACAUGGUCAAUACGCAUCCUCGUUGGAAUGCACGGGUUGUGUAUGGCGACACAGACAGUAUGUUUGUUCUGUGUGAAGGUCGUACAAAGGAUGAGGCCUUCAAAAUUGGCCAAGAGAUUGUAGCGUCGGUCACGGAGACAAACCCUCCUCCUGUAACUUUAAAGCUGGAAAAAGUCUAUCUCCCUUGUGUUCUACUCACUAAGAAGCGGUACGUGGGAUACAGUUAUGAGAGCGCUUCUCAGGUCAAACCGAUUUUUGAUGCGAAGGGUAUAGAAACUAUCCGCCGUGAUACCUGUCCAGCUGUUGCGAAAGCAGUAGAGCAUUCUCUGCGCAUACUCUUCGAGUCUCAAGACCUUUCCCAGGUCAAGCAAUACCUCCAACGACAGUGGGGGAAGAUAUUAAGCGGUCGUGUAUCAAUUCAAGAUUUCGUUUUUGCCAAAGAGGUUCGUCUUGGAACUUACAGUGCUCGCUCGCCAGUUCUGCCACCGGCUGCAAUUGUGGCCUCUAAGGCAAUGGCGGUCGAUCCAAGAGCUGAACCGCGUUAUGCAGAGAGAAUACCAUACGUGGUUGUCCAUGGAGAGCCAGGUGCACGUCUCGUGGACAUGGUUGUUGAUCCACUUACUUUGAUUACACAGCCCUCUUUGCGCUUGCAUGACACUUACUACAUCACAAAACAAAUCAUCCCAGCAUGCCAGAGAAUUUUCAUGCUUGUCGGUGUUGACUUGAGGGCGUGGUUCAGCGAAAUGCCUAGAGUUUAUCGACCUCCUACCUCCAAACGGGUCGCAAAUCUGGCAAUGGGCGCCAGGAGUACCCGUUGGGAUCCCGAUGCGAGAAAGUUGAGAAAGAUGGGACACGGGCUAAGACACGGUACCAUCGAUCAGUACUUCCUAUCACGGCACUGUACUAUAUGUGGAGAAUUUACCCGUGCUUCUCAGCUUCUGUGCAGCGUUUGUUUUGCCAAUCCCAGAGCUGCUGCAAUUUUACUGCCAGGAAGAACCGCUCGUUUAGAAAAGGAGUACAAGCAUCUUCAAGCUAUCUGCCGUCACUGCGGAGGUGGAGACGGGGGGCCUGAAGGGAACAUUGCUUGCAUUUCUCUUGACUGCUCUGUCUUCUUUGAACUCCGGAAAGUGCAUCGAGAACUUACAGCGGCUGGGGCUGUGUCAAAUGACCUGGGGUACUAUCCUCCAUGUCUGCCCGAGUUAUUCUGAGAAUAGAGUUGAAAAUGAAGAGAUACUACAACAGAAAAAAUGUAAGAUUGGCGACCGAAUAGAAUUAGCAUUUUAACCUUUUUCUCGACACAGAUUUCCCUUGUUUAGUGCAAAUGUAUAAACAGUUACAAAAUAGUUGAAGUCUGAAAGUUAGCCAUCUGCGGAAAAUGUGUACGUAGUUUACAUUCGGGUUGCGAAGGCAGAUGACAUCUGGAUAAAGCAUUAGAGAUAUUUUAUCUUGAGAUGGACAAUCUUCUAUGUAGAUUGUCUAUUGAAGUUAUGUAAAUAUAGUAGUUUAGGUCAGGUCCAUUGUCAAUGUACAGAUUGUCUGGCUGACUGUGAUCCCUUUCGAAGAUUAGGAAAUGUUUCUCGUCCAUCACGUUGAGUGGACAGUCAACGGGUCUGCCAAUUUUUGUGUCUUGGAGCUACGGUUGGA
Messenger RNA from Marchantia polymorpha subsp. ruderalis, 10840 nucleotides. The record is from the annotation of a GenBank genome assembly. Lineage: Eukaryota; Viridiplantae; Streptophyta; Marchantiopsida; Marchantiales; Marchantiaceae.